AUGACUUUAGAUUUUGGUUUAUAUGCUAAUUCUUCUAACUCGUCCUAUAAUAGUACAAAAAAUAAUAUGAAUCUUUAUAGACCUCCACAAACGCAUUUAGACAAUGAAAAACCUCUCCAUAUUAAUCAUCAUAUUCAUAUCAACAAUAAUAAUCCCAAUAUAAACAACAUGGACAAUAUGACAACUCCAGUUAGAUCCUCUUUCUCAAGUUAUCAAGACAAUAAAAAUUUUACAACACUGUCCCCAACUAAUAUUUUAUCAACAAAUUUGAAUAACAGUAACAUGACUUCACCUAAGUUACAAUCCCCAACUUUACAAACGAAUCAACAUCAGUAUUCGAAUUUAUUGAAAUCGAUAUGUAAUCCCUGUGUAACCACGUCAUUUAAACCAAGAGAAAACCAAUUUACUAAACCUAAAGGUUGUCAUUUAAUCUCUUCAAUGGAAUUGGGUAAGAUCCUUUCUAAUAAAAAUGACAAAGAUUUAUUAAUAUUUGAUACAAGACCAUACAGUGAUCGAUCUAAAUCAUAUAUUGGAAACUCUUUACAUAUAAGUUUACCUUCCACUUUACUAAGAAGAAAAAAUUUCACUUUGGAGAAAUUGAUUGAAAGUUUACCUCUUAUAGAACAAAAUAUCAUAUUCGAUAAAUUAGAGAGUCCAAACUUGGAAAUUGUAUUAUAUAAUAAUACUUCAAAUCAGACUGAUUCUAAUAUAUCAUUUGCAUUAGCAUGUAUCGCAAUUAAAAUCUUAAAUUAUCAUAAAUUUUUAAACUGUGAUCGAAAUAUGGUAUUGAUUCUGGAAUCUGGGUUUCCUCAUUUCGAAAAAUUAUUCCCUGAAUUUAUUGUCACAGAAGUACACAAACCUUCAGACCUAACCCUUUCUACUAAUAAUUUUUCUACCAACAAUGAUCCCUCAACCUCUUUUAAUUCUUCUUCUAAUAAGAUUUCUCCAUUUAGUGAAUCCUUCCACCAAGUUAAUAGUUCAAACUUUGAUUUUGAUAAAUGUUUGACACCUCCUCUUCCCUCAUUAAUAAGCUCUAAUGAAAAUACUAUGAGUGAAUCGCCAGUAUCAUCUUCAUCUCCAAUAUCUGCAUUAUUUAAAUUUCAACUUCCUACUUCCCAAACUAUACAAAAACCACUAUUUAAAUUUGCUCAAAAUGAAGAAAUAAUGAAUCUAGAAUCUUAUUUAAGUGCUGUGAAUAUUAAUGAAGAGAACCAGAGAUUAAAUAGUGAUAUCUUGAACGCUGCCAAUUUACAAGAAUUUCAAUUUCCAAAAAGAUUAUCACCUGAAUCUGGCACUUUUAAUAAAGCUUCCAAUAAAGAUUCUACUAAUUCCAUGUCACAAGCACAAGAUAAAUUGAAUGUCCAAUUAAAAUAUGAAAAAUUAUUGCAAGUUUAUCCACUACAUAUAAUUGAUUACUAUAUCCCGAAAUGGUUCCAAAAAUUAAUGAUUAGACCUAAAAUACAAUUUAUUUUACAAUAUCAAAAGCUUGAUAUUUUAGAAAAAAAAAGAUUGAACAGUUCUAUAUCUAAAAACACUCCCGUUUCUACCAAAUGUUGUACAAGUACCUAUUAUAAAGACUUACAUAAGACGUCUGGAUCAGAUGCAGGAUUUACUUCACCAUCGAAUAACAAACUAAAAGGGUAUAGAACAAGAUCCCUGUCACAGCCUAAUAUUUAUUCUGCCAUAAGAAAGCAUUCAUGGUUAAAAGAUCUGGACUCAGAUGAUGAAGAUGAAAAGGAUCGUAUAAUUAUUUCAUCAGGGGUUGAAUUAGGAAAUAAAAAUCGAUAUAAGGACAUUUUCCCAUAUGAACAUACAAGGGUCCACUUGAAGAAAGCAUCGUUUGAUAAUAAUAUCUUAAAUAAUUCAAAUACAAUAUCUGAGGCGAAAGGAUGGAAAGUUGAUGAUGCUAAUAACAGCAUAGAAGAAGAAGAGGAAGAAAAAGAAGAAGAUUUAGCCAAUACAUAUAUUAAUGCAAAUUAUCUGCAUGUUCCUGAUUUAGAUUUAACAGAUACACCACCAACUACAUCAAUUAAUAAUAGCUCAUUUAAGGUUCGUUAUAUUGCUACACAAGCUCCCAUGUAUUCUACAGUUCAUGAUUUUUAUACAUGUAUUUUAAAUGAUAAUAUUCCAUUAAUUUUAGCAUUAACCAAUAAUAUUGAAAAUGGUAUAGAAAAAUGUUUCAAAUAUUGGAAAGAAGAGAACUAUGACGGCAUUAAAGUUAAAUUAUUAGAAGAAACCAAUUUAUCUAAUUCUAUGAUAAUAAGACGAAUAAAAUUAACUUAUGACCUUGAUGCAAAAUCAUAUCAAUUGUUACAAGUUCAGUUAACAAAUUGGCCAGAUUUAGGUAUCGUAAAAACUUCCAAAGAUGUAAUACAAUUAAUCAAUUUGAAAAAUGUAGUAAUUUCCAAAUUACGUGAAUCAAAACAUUGGUCGUACAUGUCCACCCCAACUAUUUUGGUCCAUUGCUCUGCUGGAUGUGGUAGAACAGGUACAUGGUGUACCAUUGAUUCAAUACUAUCCAAUUUAUCCACUUUUAAUUUUCUCCAGAAUUUUUAUACCUCUUCAAUAUCUGUUUAUGACCCAAUUUCAUGGAUAAUUAACAUUUUCAGAAAACAAAGAAUUUCUAUGGUUCAAAAUAUUAACCAAUUUUUAUUCAUUUAUGAUUGCUUAUUGUAUUAUUUUACAUUGCAAAUAAAUGAUGAUUCUGUGGUGAAAAGAAUGGAAGAUAACAUUGAUGAUAAAAAAUUAUUUGUACGUACAUCAUUGAAUGAAUUACUUAAAGAUAUUGAAAAUUUGCCAAUUUUACAUAAUUUUAUAGAUGCGAAAAUAUCUACAUUAUAA
Arxiozyma heterogenica is the source of this 2841-nucleotide messenger RNA. It is a transcript of the gene PTP3, whose product is annotated as tyrosine protein phosphatase PTP3. The transcript has a single exon. The record is from RefSeq and is a predicted model, not a curated record. The coding region runs from base 1 to 2841 and encodes 946 amino acids. Lineage: Eukaryota; Fungi; Ascomycota; Saccharomycetes; Saccharomycetales; Saccharomycetaceae. Gene Ontology annotation, molecular function: protein tyrosine phosphatase activity. Gene Ontology annotation, biological process: protein dephosphorylation.